Molecule: messenger RNA, 1699 nt
Organism: Thunnus maccoyii (southern bluefin tuna)
Lineage: Eukaryota; Metazoa; Chordata; Actinopteri; Scombriformes; Scombridae
Product: RING finger protein 222
Exons: 1
Coding region: 486-1112 (208 amino acids)
Source: RefSeq, a predicted model, not a curated record
CAGUCGGAGAUGGACAUUGGCAACAGAAUAUAUUAUAAUAGAAGCUAAUUGCCACAUAAGAAAUUUAAGAAAUUUAGAGAAGACACUGAACCAAAACCUAAUAAAUAUAGGCCUAUAACACUUUUGAAAUUAUUAUUAGGCUACUUUGUCGUCAGUACAUUAAGCUGCAGCUUUGAAAAACAUUAGCCUACAAAUCAGUCAGGUGUGCUAAUCUUGACAGUCUUUAAAGAAUAUGUGCCUCAUUUGAAGAGCGUGUCAUGUGAACCUGCUAGGCCACUUGAACUGCCAAUAAUGCGUUCAGGGGACCCAAUCAGUCAAGUCACUGCAGCCACAGGUGGCAGGCCCUGUUUUACAAGGCGCCGUUCUCGCCUCCACCCACAGCCAAAAGUAAAGAAAGGCAUGCGCUUAGGGAAAAAGAAGUCAUUUACCAAGGAGUCUACCUCUAAAUAAUUUUGUUUGGCUGUCAUUCUAUUUUUUUUUCUUCUAUGGCAUUUUACAAGGAAGAUAGGCAGGAGGACGCACGAGAGUGUCCGGUGUGCUAUGAAUGUCUGUCGGGCACUGAAAGGACUCUGAGCUGCGGACAUGUAUUCUGCCACGACUGCCUGGUCAAAACGCUGGUCAGCGUCAACAGGGAUGGGAACAUAAGAGACACUAUCAUUUGCCCUAUCUGCCGACAUCUUACAUUCAUCAAGAAACAAAAGGAAGCGCUGGUGACCCCCACGGCGGACAAGGAUUCAGAUGUGGGGCAGACUCUGGAGGUGCCUCUCCCUCUGCCACUGGGACAGCUCCAGAGCGCACGGCGCGCCUCCAGGGACAGUUUACCGAGGAGCGUUAAUUGGAUCGCUCGAUGCUUUAGGGGGGUCUCUGAGCGAGCCCGUCGACAGAGGUUGAUCAGCCCCAGCCACAAUACAUCUCAGAUCUUCAUCAUAAGCGCUGAAGGGCGACCCAUGGCUGAAAAUGAUGCGUUCGACGUUGUGAUGACUGUGGUUCAACCCCGGCGCAGGCGAGUGCGCAGGGUUUGCACAACUGCGCGAUGCUUGCUUGUUUUGCUGUCAGCAUUUACUGUACUCGCCCUGGUGGCUGCAACCUUACCCUGGAUUUUGUUGGCAUAGCACAAUGAUAUAGAAGUCUGGAUUAUAAAGUGCCAAGAGAGGAUGGUGAAGAGACAUUUGAUGGAAAAUCUUUGAAAGAUAUGUCCAACUUCAACACAGUCAAGCAGCCUAUCCACCAGUCAUGCAAUGGAUUGUGUGAAGUAGCUUUGUCUUACUAAUCAAAGUAAUCUGGACUAUUUCAGUGUACCAUCAAUCCACAACAAAUGUACAAUUUCGUUAAUCUAUUAAUAAUAUUCAUCUUUCAUCAUUCAUGUCUCCAACAUGGUUUUACGACAUGAUCAGAUGUGCAAUUUCCUUCCCUGAUUUUAAGGAAAAGUCAGAGUUUAUAGGCAUGCUGGUGUCCUUUAUAUGCAUUGCCAAGCAACAGUCUACAGUAAAGUCAAGGUUGAGAAAUCCUUGACAGCCGAGUCUUUUGUUUUGCAUUCCUGCCUGUGACAUGUUCUACCUGUUUUAUGAGAGGAAAAAACGCCGACAAAUUUUAAGAAUUUCAAAGUGGGAAAAUCCAACCAGUGUGGACAUUUUAAAGACAUUUCACUAUUUCAACAAUUCAAAAAAAGUUUGUGAGAAAAAAAGUGCAAUAAAAACCA